This is a messenger RNA of Brienomyrus brachyistius, 2622 nucleotides long. It is a transcript of the gene ensab, whose product is annotated as endosulfine alpha b. Gene Ontology annotation, cellular component: cytoplasm. The coding region runs from base 526 to 834 and encodes 102 amino acids. The transcript has 3 exons. The record is from RefSeq and is a predicted model, not a curated record. NCBI's taxonomy places the organism in Eukaryota, Metazoa, Chordata, Actinopteri, Osteoglossiformes, Mormyridae. Gene Ontology annotation, molecular function: protein phosphatase inhibitor activity.
CGCUUCUGCUUGUAUACACCGUAGGUAGGUAAAUAACGUCUGCUGUCGCAGCGGGCUGUUUAUGGGGAGGCUGCAAAUUUUCUGUGGUGAAACCUUUAAGAAAUCAGUAGAAAAACAGUAUAGCGAAAUGGUUACGUAUGUUAUACGGCGGCGCUUGUGUGCUUUUGGAGUCUGGCUCACUAACGGAAUCACAAGUCUCGCGCGGGGCUUUCCCGGUGCUAUUGGUUUGAGCACCUGGUUGGCACGCCAGCGCCUGGACGCCAUUGGUCCGAGCUGGCGUGGAGACGACGGAGCGAGUUCCGGUUUCGCCUGGACACCAUUGGUCCGAGCUGGCGUGGAGGCGACGGAGCGAGUUCCGGUUUCGCCGGGACGCCGAUAGCCAGUGACGCGGUCUUUGGAGAAAACAGUUUAAAUCAAACGUGUGACUGAACAGCAAGUACAGAGAUUCGGGGGAAAAAAUAAGUGUUGGGUGAGCUGACACUAAUAGGGAACUUUGGGCAUCGACGAAGCUAUUGUAUAGCUGGAAUGAUUAUUGAUAUGGAUUCCCAGGAAAAGAAUUCCAACCCAGUAAAAGCAGAGGAGGCCAAGCUAAAAGCCAAAUACCCCAACCUGGGGCAAAAGCCGGCAGGUUCUGACUUCUUGAUGAAGAGACUACAAAAGGGUCAAAAGUACUUCGACUCGGGUGACUACAACAUGGCCAAGGCGAAGAUGAAGAACAAGCAGCUGCCCGCCACUGGGCCAGACAAGAACUUGGUGACGGGGGAUCACAUUCCCACACCGCAAGACCUGCCCCAGAGGAAAUCGUCAUUGGUGACCAGCAAGCUGGCGGGUUAGCGCAUCAGGCUUCUCUUCUGUCAGGCUGCGCUUGCUGCGAUCAUCUGCAAAAGUCAGUACGUUUGAUUUUGGGGUGGGAGGAGGCUUUAGGAAACACUUUCCCCAUGCAUACAGUGUAGUCUAACAUCCUUUGCUUUGCAACGUCACUUCCAUCUGUUUGGCAAGGCUUGAAACAUCAAAAGAAAUGGAGUCCCAAUAAAUAGGCCUUGUUUUUUUUUCCCCUACACAUCUGUAUUCGGAAUGAUCAAAAUGGGUUACCGAAGUCCUGUUGUAAGGGCACUGAUGCUUUUAAAAUAGCACUCGUACGUAGACACAUAAACAUUACUGUAAGCCCAGAUAAUCUCGAGUGGAACAGCUGCAGUCAGCCGAAAUACAAAGUCAUGUUGCUUUGCGAAUCAAGUUCACUGCUGCAAAAAUGGCAAGUUAUUGAUGAGAUGUAUAUUGCCUAUGAUAUAUUUCACAGACUUUAUUAGUGGAGACGCUUUUUCAAGCUUCUGCAUCUUGUCGAAUACAAUCCAAUACAUGCUGCCCUGUAUGUAUAUUUGAUUUCCUCCUAUGCGAGAGAAAUCUGUAACUACUCGAACUUGGAUCGGGACUUGAAUCCUUCUUAGCACACGUGUAAUAUUUGAUUGCUCAGCUGUUUUAGUUAUUUCCUUCAAAACUGAUGUGGCAAGCUGCAGCAACAUAUCCUAGAUUAUUUCUGAAUGCAGCUGUGGAAAUCUCAUUAAAUGGAAACUAAUUCUAGGGUAUGGUGGGGUAAUUGGCUACCUAAAUUUUGUGACCAAGUGUGGCUGAAGCAAAGGGUGUAUAACCAAAGAUGGCGUUUCAGAUUUUAUUUAGUUUCAUUUCAGUAAAAAUUUCAAAAACAGCAGCUGCAACAUUAAUAAUUGAUGGGAGACCUAAUUGUAUCAGAAUAAGUGCCCUAUAUGUUGCUAUGUAUUUGCUGAGUCAUGCACAGAAGUGGGGCAGUUAAGUCAGUAUAAUGUUCUUCUAUAUCUAGGAACGUUCUGUUUUUUUUAAUGCAAGGUACACACAAAAGGCUUCAGAUUAAAGAUGUAUGGAAUAAUUGAAACGCCUCAGAUAAUUACACUAUAUCAUCAUCAUGGGUUGUGUCCCUUUUGUGUUGGUGCCAGAUUAGAGCGAGUUUUAACGUUUGUUACAUUUUGUACAACCAUUUAUUUUGAAGACUGAAUGAAAGAUGGGAUUGUUGAAAAUUGUUUCGUUUAGGAAAGGUGAGGAGGCUCAGCGGCUGUCCGGGUGGGGCCGUGCACACAGGUCUGAGCGUUCGGGAGUUCGAUGUCAGUUCAGUGUCCCAUUUGCAGAUUCUUCUUGCGUGUCUGCGGGAUUCUUCUGAGAACUCAGAUCUCCUCUCACUAUCUAAAGACAUGCUGUUUAGAUGAACCGAUAACUCUAAAUUGCUCAUCCUGCCCAAUUGCGUCACAGAAUGUGUGUGUGCCCUGUGAUGGGCUAGUUCCCUGGCCAGGGUAUACACUGCCUUCACCCCAUUCAUUAAGGCACUUCUCUAGUUGUAAAAGCAGUUACUGAAAAUGGAUUCUGUGACAAAAGGGCGUAUGACGUAUUUGCAUUGGAAGCCAAGGAUGCUAGAGAUCUUGCAUACAAGCACUUUUAUGAUGAAUGUAUUUUGCACUUCUAGUUGUUUCAGGUAAAAUCAGGUUCAGUUAUCGAAAGGCAAAGCAUUUCUGAGUUUGGGUAUGUCUGUCCACAGAGGGAACACAGAGAUGUCAAUGUUAGGAGCAUUUCGCAUUUUUAAGGAACAUGUUCUCUUUU